AUGCAAAUAUACAGAAAAAAAAAACUUUCGAUAUUGCACCUAUAAAUAUCUCAUUUCCUCCAAAGAUCUUCCUAUCUUACGUUAGCAAAAAGUUCCAAAAAUUCCAAUCCACAAACAAAAACAAUUUAUACAGAUCUAGAAAAGGAGAAAUAUGCUUCUCUUCUUAAAAUCAAUACGUUCCAAAUCAGUCAAUCAUCAAAAUGAUCAAAAUCAUGAUCAUCAAGAUCAAUUAGAGUUCAAGAGCUAUAGUUGCAGAGAUGCUACUACUACUUGCUCAUCAUCAACAUGUGUAUCUUUAACAGUAUGGAGAAAAUCACUUAUUUUUUGCUGUAAAGGAUUUACAGUUAUUGGCUCUGACGGCAAUUUAGUUUAUAGGGUUGAUAAUUAUGCUGGCCGCCGUGAUCAAACAAUUCUUAUGGAUGGUUCUGGAAAACCUAUCCUCACUAUAUGUCGGCAUAAGAACCUUAAGCUAGUAGACAACAAUUGGUUCAUAUAUGAAGGAGAAGUACUUGGGGAACAUGAUUACACCACCAGCACCAAGACAUCAUCGUCGAGAAAAAAACCAAUAUUCUGUGUAAAGAAACAGAUGAAGAUUUUACAGAGUAACAUCAACGUACUUGCCCAUGUUUAUUAUCAUGGAAUAUCCAACAAGAGAUAUUCUUAUAUUAUUGAAGGGUCAUAUGCAAACAGAACAUGCAAAGUGUUGGAUGCAAAAUCAAGAAAUGUGGUGGCAGAAAUAAGGAAGAAGCAAGCUGUAGCUGGCGGUGCUACUUUUGGAUUAGAAGUUUUUGUAUUAGAUGUAAUGCCAGGGUUUGAUUCUGGUUUUGCCAUGGCUAUGGUGUUGUUGUUGGACCAAAUGUUCUCCUAAGUUGUUUCGAUAUGUUUGUUUUAUGUAUCGUUAACGGUCUCAUAUAUAUUUAUUGAGUGAAUGUGAUGUUGUCUCCUUAUAUGUUCUGCUAA
This is a messenger RNA of Lycium ferocissimum, 960 nucleotides long. RefSeq names its product protein LURP-one-related 17. Bases 152 to 868 code for a protein of 238 amino acids. The transcript has 2 exons. NCBI's taxonomy places the organism in Eukaryota, Viridiplantae, Streptophyta, Magnoliopsida, Solanales, Solanaceae. The record is from RefSeq and is a predicted model, not a curated record.